UGUGAUAAUAAUAAGAAUGCGAUUGAAUUGCCGGAAGUGAGAGACAGUCCGCCAGACGUACGACAAGAAUACGAAACGGUUUCACAACUCAUAAGAAGUGAAAACUUUGAAAGCGUUUCACUGAUUGUCGACAAACUGAGCAAAAGUCUCAACAAAAACACUACAAUUCCUAAUGAGAUCUCAUUUGUGGUGAACAAAGAGGAAUGUUUCGGAUUAUUGGGAACUAAUGGCAGCGGAAAGACGACAACCUUUCGACUACUGACCGGUGAUCUCAACGCAGACUCCGGUAACGCAUACCUGGGCUCAGACGCAGACCUACUGACAAAUAAAAGACAAUUCUACUCACGAGUGGGUUAUUGUCCACAAAAUGACGCCCUUUUGGAUGGACUGACAGGCCGUCAAACACUGGUCUUCUUCGGCCGCAUCAGAGGUGUUGAGCGGAAAGCCUUAGAAAAGUUUGUCUCAAAUAUAUGUGUUUUGUUUGAAUUGAAAGCAAUUCUCGACAAAAGGGUUACGACUUAUAGCGGCGGCAAUCGUCGCAAACUAUCGCUGGCCGUCGCACUCAUAGGCCGUCCCCUCGUCCUACUGCUCGACGAGCCGACCACUGGUGUCGACCCCGACUCCCGACUCAGCAUUUGGUGUCUAUUACGAGAUCUCAUGGUUUGCCAAAAGGUGUCGAUUGUGUUGACUUCGCAUAACAUGACUGAAUGUGAGGCCCUUUGCAGUCGUUUAGCGAUUGUCUCCAAAGGGGUCCUCAAAGCCAUCGGAUUCACGGCUCACUUGAAGUCCUUUUACGCCAAAGGCUUUGAUCUGAUCGUCAAAGUGAAGAGCGAUUCAAACGAAGUGAUUGUCGACGAACAUUUGGAGCUAUCGUAUCGUUACGUGAAUGAGAUGUCAGUCGCAUCCCUGGCCGGUAUGAGACGCAUACAGACAUUGGAGAUGUGGGAUACGGGACACGGAUUUAAUGGCCAUAAGAUUAUGGAUGAGAUUAUUAGCCUAAACCCGAAGUCGUGUAUUAAAUCCAUUGUAUUCAAUGAGAUCGAUAUAUUUAAUGUUAAUUUAGGCAAUCAUUUAUUGUGA
Molecule: messenger RNA, 1080 nt
Organism: Oppiella nova
Lineage: Eukaryota; Metazoa; Arthropoda; Arachnida; Sarcoptiformes; Oppiidae
Source: the annotation of a GenBank genome assembly